AUUUUUUAUACCGCCUGCGUGAAUGUCUGAGGUGGCUUUUUUAUACCGUUUUUCAUUUUUUGAAUUUUCUUUCCUUCUCCUUUUUCAUUUUUCGCUCUCUUCAUUUUCUAACUUUUUUCUCUUUCAUUUUCUUUCUUCCUCUGGUCCGCUCUUCUCCUUUCCAGGCCAGUCCGCUUCUCCCCUUUGUGCGUUUCUUUCUUUCAUUCUUGUCUUAACCAGAAGCCCGGCCACUUUUUCCAUUUUUGUUGCCUCCGCCAUACUCCCACUGGUACGAAUUCCGCCUCCCAGGCCCCAACGUCUCUAGUCACUAUCUCUGCCGAGGUGGCAGCCUCCGUAGCCAAUGCCUCUGAAAUCCGACCCCACCUCACCUCAACAAUCCCUUCCACCAUACACACCGCCUCCCCCAUUAAAUCGACCUCCAGCUGCGCCGGCUUCCAUAGCCACCACCUCUGCCACCCUUACCACGCACCAUACCCGCCGCCUCCAGCUUCCACCUCCGCCUCUUUCAUUGGAACAACGUCCAACCGCGCCCGCCUCCAUAGCCACCACAACCUCCUCCUCCAUAGAUAGGUACUUGCAGAAGAUGGAGUUGGAGAUGCAAAAGAAAUGGAAAAAUAAAAAGGAAAGGAAAUUAAAAAUAAAAAAAAGUAGAAAAGACUAAAAAGUCCCAGUUGAACGUCCACGUAGAUGGUUUACUUGGUCCAAAAGGUCGAAUGCCCAACCCCUAGCCUCCACCCCGACACGACAGGAUGGUGGAGAUGUUAAUCACAGUGACUAAGUCAGCAAAGCGGCG
Messenger RNA from Cuscuta europaea, 793 nucleotides. NCBI's taxonomy places the organism in Eukaryota, Viridiplantae, Streptophyta, Magnoliopsida, Solanales, Convolvulaceae. The record is from the annotation of a GenBank genome assembly.